This is a messenger RNA of Dreissena polymorpha, 2691 nucleotides long. RefSeq names its product disintegrin and metalloproteinase domain-containing protein 10 homolog. The record is from RefSeq and is a predicted model, not a curated record. Gene Ontology annotation, molecular function: metalloendopeptidase activity. NCBI's taxonomy places the organism in Eukaryota, Metazoa, Mollusca, Bivalvia, Myida, Dreissenidae. Gene Ontology annotation, biological process: Notch signaling pathway; membrane protein ectodomain proteolysis. Gene Ontology annotation, cellular component: plasma membrane. The transcript is spliced from 14 exons. The coding region runs from base 195 to 2171 and encodes 658 amino acids.
UACAUACUUAUUGCGCACAGCGAUAAGACAGAAGUGCAGUUUGAAGCUCUUUCGUACUUUAUCAAGUAUUCGCCGAAAGUAAAGAAACCGGAUAAUCGUGGGUGGUUUAUAGGGAUUGGAGAGGAUAUAAGCGGAUUCUUUAAACGGAGGUGAUACACAAUGACGAGCGUCGCCGCAUAAGUUAGGACUGAAACAUGGGAUUAUUAAACACACUGAGAUUUAUGCAUCUUGUUGCGAUACUCGCGGAAACCUUUGCAGGUAUCAUUCAAAGUACGAGCGAAUCCGUAUACGAGCCAAUGGAAUACAACCACGGGGUGUUGUGGCAGACCCUGCAAAAGGCAACUGCCACAGAGCGAAUUAUGAUGGAGUUUUCUGCUUUCCAACGGGUAUUUUCCCUGGAAAUAUAUUGCCGGAAUCGAUCGCACACACAUGCAGCAAAACGGACUAGUGUGAUGCAACCUUCAACGAAUGACGUCAUAUUCUGCUCGGGGCGAGAAACUAAUGACGACGGAAGUGUAGUGCUGCUGACUGUACAUGAGAGCUAUAUUGAGGGAACCAUCCGUAUCCAUGAAUUUGCAACGUACCAUAUCGUCCGCAGUGAGAGUAUAACUGGUCGUUCGAAUGCAUCACCCUCUGUCAUAUACAAUGGAUUUGCAACAAAAACGAUAGAGAGCGUGCAUCAUCAUCAUUCAACAGAUAUGACGGAGGAAAAGUCACUUGGCUUGCGAAGGAAAUCCAGGUCGCCUCUAAGUUAUGGAAUGGCAGCAGAUCAAAACCUUACGACUCGAGUGUGUUCACUGGAGCUGACUACAGACCCGUUUGUGUGGAGAUAUGUCCUGCAGAAACAUGACCAGAACAAGACACAUGCUGUUCAAGAAACUCACGCGAUGUUGCUAGAUCACGUAAAUGUUCUCAACAAAGUGUUCAGAGGCGUUCAAUUUACCGUGAACACAGAUGGAACUAAACAAACGGAAAACAUGAAUAUACAAUUCAAAAUUCAUAAAAUCAAUAUCUGGAAUGACAGUAUGUGUGACCAGACCUCCAUGAACAUCUGCAACCCUUUACUGGAGUAUCACCAAGUCCUACAGAGCUACGGCGAUGCAGUCCUAUAUAGAAGACUAACGAAAGACGAAGUGGCAACAAUAAAUUAUCCGGAUUAUGAUACCCCUGCUGCCAUUGAUGAUGAUUACCUUCACGACGACUACUUUAGCAACAGACACGGCCAAUACUGCCUCUCUGUGCUGUUUACUAGUAGAAAACUUCACAAAAAGAGCGAAGAUGGAAAUAUUCCAGUAAACGGGUUGGCGAUGGGAGCCGAAAUUGGAACCUCCUCCGAAGGCGUGUGCAAAGAACACAACUUUGCCUAUGUGAACCUGUACAGAGAUGCGGAGAAUCCAUACAAGCCCAGUACCCUGACACAUCUUGUUCUGGCACAUGAAGUAGCUCAUAGCCUUGGAGCGAAGCAUGAUACAGAUACGACCUCGUGCAAACCCCUCAUGGAUGGCGCGAUUUUCCUCAUGCAUAAUGUAACUGUUGAUGGAAAGGAUCCCAAUCAUUAUCGUCUCUCUCCGUGUAGCGUGGACAGCAUUACGAAGAUCCUGUCUGAUUCUAGUCGAACAUCGUGUUUUGAAGAACAAACACGGUCGGUUUGCGGUAAUGGCCUGAUAGAGGGAGGAGAGGAGUGUGAUUGUGGGACUGUCUGUUACCUUGACGACGGAUGUCACUCCUAUGAAAAAGAGAAAGGUUGCUCAUUGAAAUACAACACGAAUAAUAGUAAUUCAUCCGCAGACGGGAGCAUUAACAAAACCAUCAAUGGAGCAUCAUGUCGCCAUGGUUUAUGUACAAACACGACCAACACCUGGACCAAUGUUUCAUAUAUUAUGAAGACACAUUGGCGACUUGUGAUGCUGGGGACCAUACCGGUCUGCUCAGUGUUUGUUAUCUCAGUGGCCUUAAUACUGCGGAAAUACGGAUUUACGUCUUGUUUCCACUGUCGCUUAUCUGUAAGAUGUCGACCGUUUAGAAAUGGGUCCAGCACACUCAAGGACCAGACAGAUAAUUAUUUGGUGAAAGAUUUUCCCAAAGGAUUGACCAGAAUUCCGACCGAGGAUUCGCACAGCAAUCUUUUAGCCGGUUAUGGCAACGUCGAUACAGACAGUGAUUGCGUGUAGGAAACGUUACAAAAUGCUUAACUUGAAACCGAUUUAAAAACGAUUACACUACCUUGAAGUCUUUCAUCGUGUUCAUAUAAAGCAAGUGUUUUAUAAAUUCACACGUAAAAUUUACCUUUUUUGUGUUGUAUUACAUUUACAUGUGUUUUGAUAUGUAUUUUACAUGUUUUAUACGAGAAUUGUUGUGUUUAACAAUUUUAUAUAAUGAAAAGAACAACAACAAAAUAUUUGUUGUUUACACUUGACAUAUCGAUAAUACAUUUAAUAUAAUCAUGCUUUAAAAAACAACAACAUUAAUUCAAGUUAAACACAUCAACAACAAUAUGAUCAUACUAUUAAUAAUAGCAAACUGCAAAUCCGUUUAUUACCAACAAUAUCAUUCUAGUCGCUUUUUAUUACUCUGGUACCGCAAAUAUUGAUGUAUGCUGAUCGUGAAGCACUAGUUUUUUUUCUCCCAACAUGUUUAUAGUUGUUAAAAAGUUUACCGCAUUAGUGAAGACUUUUUUCUAGAACAAGGAUC